CUGAGAGACAGCUGGAUUAGUAAGGAUCUCAGUUGUACCUCAUAGCUGUCUAUCUAUCCACGAUGAGGCUCAUUCUGACAAUCUCCUGCACCUUCACACUGUUCUACACAGGUAACUUACUGAAUUUAUGUAGAUUGGUUCUUACAUAUUUGUUAGUAGAUCCAACAUAUCCAUAUGUACACCUUAUUUUGACAUAUAGCAGUUAUGUUCAAUUUGAAUGUAUAAUAACAUGAUGACGAUCACAAUUGAUGUGUUUGGUUAAUUAUUUGUUUAAUGAUCGACCAAUAUUGAGAUAUAUGUCUCUUUUUUUCAUAAUCUUGGGUGUUUUGGUUUCUAGCUGACAUGCUCCAGUGCUACACUUGUGAGCCUGAGGAUGAACACUGUCGGACAGCAAUAUUAAAGAACUGUGUGAGAGCAGUAUGUUCCACCUUCACAAGCGUAGAUGAUCCUUCAGGUAAGUAUGGAGUUGAGUCUGUUGUUGUAAUGAAGGGUUGUGAUAAAUUCCAGACUCAUUACACAUUGUGAAGUAUUUUUUUCCCCAAUAUAUUUUUAUUUUAUAUUUCAAAUGUACAAUUGCACCAUUGUUACAGUUUACAUUGUGAAGGAUUUUUAACCUCUUCUCUCUCCAUCAAAUUCAGAUUCCAUCAGAGUAUCUAAGGGUUGUACAUAUGUAGCCAAAAACUGUUAUUUCAUGGAUAAAAUAACAAAACUGUCACUGAGCGACGGAUACUCACAAGCUUCCCAAUCUUCAUUUUGCUGCAACACGACAGGCUGCAACUUAGACACCCUACCUGGUAAGAACAUACAUCUAGUCAAAUUUACAAGCUCUCAGCUUUUCAUUGAUGGUCUAGUAUGAGAAAAGCAACGCUUGAUAUUUAUUAGUUUGCGUAGGUUGUUAUUUAAUGACAUAGUUGUUAAUCUGUGAUCUGUGCAGCCCUCAGUGACAAGCCCAAUAACCUACAUUGUCACACCUGGGUGAAUGGUACUCAUGAAGUUUUGCAAUGCGUUGGAAUUGAAGACCACUGCUUCAAAUAUAAAGGUGAGUUCAUUUUCAUUGGCAUGAAAUCCCAUUAGACGUGACACGUUAUAAUUAUUUUAAUACUUUAUUUAUAGAUUUUCAAAGAGACAUUGACAACAAGACAUGUUUUAGAGUAUUUUUUUUGUUUUGCAUGUUGCCAGAGCCCACUCCUGAUGGGGGAAAAGGCACCAUUUAUGGGGGCUGUGCCUCCAGUGACUCAUGCCUCUGGUCUGAGAUGCCCACCCAGACUAACCUCAACUGCUGUAAGGGGAGUCUGUGUAACAAAGCCAUGGGGAUGAGACUGAGCUCUCUCCCUCUUCUGCUGGGUCUCCUCAUCAUCUCACUGGUCUAGUUAGUGGGAGGAUUCAUGGUAAUUCCAACCGUUGGUGUGAUAUCCACAAUAAAUCAAUGUGUCAGUAUAUUCUAAGAAAUAUCUAAGAAAUGUUAAAUAUAAGUAAUAUUAAUGUGUUUGGAUGUUAAUGUAUUUGCAAGGAGGUAAUA
Messenger RNA from Coregonus sp. 'balchen', 1519 nucleotides. NCBI's taxonomy places the organism in Eukaryota, Metazoa, Chordata, Actinopteri, Salmoniformes, Salmonidae. The record is from the annotation of a GenBank genome assembly.